AUGGCUCGAAUUGGCAAACAACGUUACAUGCGUACAUGCGUUGCACAUGAAAUAUUCUGUACUUCGGAGACCGAGGUGAACAAGCUCAUCAGCCUUGUUGAAAAUGUUAGGCUUCAGAUUUUGCAAAAGGAAUUUCCUUGGAAAUCCCCCUGGUGA
Molecule: messenger RNA, 156 nt
Organism: Sclerotinia sclerotiorum 1980 UF-70
Lineage: Eukaryota; Fungi; Ascomycota; Leotiomycetes; Helotiales; Sclerotiniaceae
Exons: 3
Coding region: 1-156 (51 amino acids)
Source: RefSeq, a predicted model, not a curated record